AGUUACGCGUUCAGCCUAUCCUUUUUAACGUAUGAAUGCAUCAAGUUACCACUUGCUCAACACCACAUAACAUACCUCGGUCAGUUUGGAAAAAUGCCAAACAUAGGAUAGGUAUCACCAUCGAAAAGGAAAUUGUAUAUGGAAGCGAAGCUCGGUGCUUACCUAGCUACUGCAAGACUAUCUAUACCCCUAAUAUAACCUCUUAUCAAAUGUCAAAUAAUGAACAACCUGCUUCUUCUUUUUCUCAAAUACAAACCGGUUUGGCACCAGCUCGUUCUUAUCCAACCCCAUCAUCUCUUGGCACUAUGCGCACCCCCUAUGAAGGAGCUCAAACGUUCGGAUCUUCAAAUAGCCCGCAUACGGAAGCCUUGGGAAGUGCUAUGGCGGCAUAUCAUCAUUCAAGCAGUGGCGCACAAAGAUCAACUACACAUAAAAAUACGCAUAGAUGGCGCAUUUAUGUUCGACCUGCUCGCGACGGCGAAGACAUUUCACACUUUAUCAAGCAGGUUGUCUUCAUUAUGCACCCUGGCUUCGUCAAGCCAUACUACAUAUUGUCAAGUCCACCAUAUCAAGUAGAAGCAGACGGAUGGGAAGAAUUUGAAGUAGUCAUCAUCAUCAGCUUCGUCGAUCCAAAUGAAAAACCUGUUAAACUCUUUCAUAUGCUCAAGUUGUUCAAUCCGGAUGGAUCUUAUCCCAAAGAAGGGGGAGCGGUUAUUUCAGAGCGCUCGAGUCAAAUCACGUUCACAAAUCCAAGUGAGCCAAUUUAUAGAGUAUUGUUGACAAAAAAAAAACAAAGAGAGAAGGCAACUUAUCAAAAUCAGAAUGAAGAGAGGGUAUUGGAAACAAUUUUGAGGGCUUCAGACAAAGUCAGAAGUCAAAUCGACCUGCUAGCACGAGAAUACGAACAGGCUUCACGUCGCUCAGUGGAAAUCAGGAAGGAAAUCCAGAGGUUGUUAUCUAAGGAGAGAACCACUGAUACAGGGGAGAUUUUUCAAACUAAGACCACAAUAGACGUUCCUAGAGGUACUUCUAAAGAUGUGGAAGGUCAAAUGCCACAGUAGAAAAAAAACGGGUACAAAAAUUGUCGCGAAACGAAAAUAUAAAAAACCAAAACAGAGGGCCUGAAAGAGAGAGAGGUGUUAUGUAUUACAAUCGCAAUACAAUAUGAAAGAAUCACUUCUCUACUUCAGGUUCGAAGUAGUAGAAGCUGCGUUAAGACAAUUGUCAGCAACGAUCAACUAACAGCUAGAAAGAGUUCUGAGAUGAGAUAUAUUUGUAUUGACAGUAGUGUCAAACUUGACGGCUUUGGCAAUCAGAAACCAGCGAGACAGCAUAGCUGACAGACGUAUCUUCAUUACUCAUGCAUUUUUUCGAUUGCUUAUACUGAAUGAAUUUGACAUUGUAUUUAUUCUUGGCGUAUUUAAGCGUAUUGAGCAAGAUAGAAAUAGGAUACCGUCCACAGAUGGUAUUUUUGGUUUGAUCCAGAUAAUUGCGAAAUUCGGUGUCGUUUUGAUUUUCGAUUGCCUCGAAGCUACGUCGAUCCAGAUUCUCGAUGAACUUGUAUAUUUCCUGUCCGUCUUCGCUCCGGUAGAAUGUGUAGUCGAACGAUUUGCCCCAAUGGCAAAAGUCAGACGAAAUCACGAAAAAGUUAUCUGCGUUAUCAAAAUAGGGCGCAAAUAUUUGGCCAUAUUUCAAGCUCAGAGAACUUGGAAGCGACCCGACCAUGAUUGGGAUGAGCAUCACCGGAUGUGCCUUGCGAUUUGUGCAGUAGUAGAUGAACGGCAGGUGCAUUUCUAAAGAAUGUUCAUGUAGUUCCGACGAUUUACUUAGGCGUUUAAAAUAUUCAGGAAAAGAGGAUUCAAGAUGCGAGAUCAGCUCAGAAUCCAGUGGUAUUGGGCCAAAAGGUGUAUCAUAGGCGUUCACCAUCACCGAAGGUAGCAUACAACCUCGAAAUGAUUUUCGAUGACUAGGACCGAACAAAAAGAUCCGUUUGAUCUGAGAAUGCAUCUGCAAUAGUUUGCAGUACCCAAAUGCCGCCGUAGACCCACUAUACAUAUAUCCAGCAUGGCUAUGCAGAUUAAAAAAGGGAUUUCAUCGCUCAAA
Molecule: messenger RNA, 2103 nt
Organism: Schistocerca gregaria
Lineage: Eukaryota; Metazoa; Arthropoda; Insecta; Orthoptera; Acrididae
Product: YEATS domain-containing protein 4-like
Exons: 2
Coding region: 36-1061 (341 amino acids)
Biological process (GO): regulation of DNA-templated transcription
Source: RefSeq, a predicted model, not a curated record